CCAACGUGAACCGAUCCCUCCUCACACGCGUCAAUCUCCUUCAACAAAAAAAACAGAUCUAUUUAUGUUCAAACUCUUCUCCUUGUUGAGAAGUCCGGCCUGUCUUUCAUCUUCUUCUUCUUGUUUAUCUGUGUUCCUCCUUCAACAAUGUCGGGGCCUUCUUCUGUCUCUGUGAAACCCACUCCUCUUUUGAAAGAUGAACUCGAUAUUGUUAUCCCAACCAUUAGAAACCUUGAUUUUCUCGAGAUGUGGAGACCCUUUUUUGAACAAUAUCAUUUGAUCAUUGUUCAAGAUGGUGAUCCUACAAAAACAAUUCAUGUUCCUGAAGGUUUUGAUUAUGAACUUUACAACAGGAAUGAUAUUAACAGGAUUCUAGGUCCUAAAGCUUCUUGUAUCUCAUUCAAGGAUUCAGCCUGUAGAUGCUUUGGAUAUAUGGUGUCUAAGAAGAAGUAUAUCUACACCAUCGAUGAUGAUUGCUUUGUUGCCAAGGAUCCAUCAGGCAAAGAUAUCAAUGCUCUUGAGCAGCACAUUAAGAACCUUCUCUCCCCAUCAACUCCGUUCUUUUUCAACACCCUAUACGACCCAUACAGGGAAGGUGCAGACUUUGUCCGUGGAUACCCAUUCAGUCUCCGUGAGGGUGUCCCUACUGCUGUUUCCCAUGGUUUAUGGCUCAACAUUCCUGACUACGAUGCCCCAACUCAACUUGUUAAGCCCCGUGAGAGAAACUCAAGGUAUGUAGAUGCAGUUUUGACCAUCCCCAAGGGUACCUUGUUCCCUAUGUGCGGGAUGAACUUGGGAUUCGACCGUGAGCUGAUCGGACCUGCCAUGUACUUUGGUCUCAUGGGUGAUGGCCAGCCAAUUGGGCGAUACGACGAUAUGUGGGCUGGAUGGUGCAUUAAGGUGAUUUGUGAUCACAUGGGAUGGGGAGUCAAGACAGGGCUUCCAUACAUCUGGCACAGCAAGGCCAGUAACCCCUUUGUUAACUUGAAGAAGGAAUACAAGGGUAUCUACUGGCAAGAAGAGAUCAUCCCAUUCUUCCAACAAAUAGUCAUGCCAAAAGAAUGCACCACCGUUCAAGCAUGCUACAUUGAGCUUUCAAAACAGGUACAAGAGAAGCUUGGAAAGAUAGAUCCUUACUUCACCAAGCUGGCUGAAGCCAUGGUUACAUGGAUUGAAGCUUGGGAUGAACUCAACCCAAAAGCUGAAGUUGCCGCUGCAAAAGCUUAGAGCUGAAGUUGCCGCUGCAAUAGCUUAGAGACGGUGAAAGAGAGUGACAAAGCUUAGAGACAGUGAAGAGAGUGACUUCAAUCCUCUUCUUAGUUUUCUUUUUAAGUUAUUUUGUAUGGUCAUGUCAUUAUUUAUAUACUUCGGCUCUCUAAAGCUUAUUUACCGGAAGCUAUGGAGUAUUUUGUUUUGUUUUUGUUUUA
This is a messenger RNA of Papaver somniferum (opium poppy), 1427 nucleotides long. RefSeq names its product probable UDP-arabinopyranose mutase 2. Gene Ontology annotation, biological process: UDP-L-arabinose metabolic process; plant-type cell wall biogenesis. Bases 148 to 1227 code for a protein of 359 amino acids. NCBI's taxonomy places the organism in Eukaryota, Viridiplantae, Streptophyta, Magnoliopsida, Ranunculales, Papaveraceae. The record is from RefSeq and is a predicted model, not a curated record. Gene Ontology annotation, molecular function: UDP-arabinopyranose mutase activity. The transcript is spliced from 4 exons. Gene Ontology annotation, cellular component: cytosol; Golgi apparatus.